Messenger RNA from Bipolaris victoriae FI3, 150 nucleotides. RefSeq lists its product as hypothetical. The record is from RefSeq and is a predicted model, not a curated record. The transcript has a single exon. Bases 1 to 150 code for a protein of 49 amino acids. Lineage: Eukaryota; Fungi; Ascomycota; Dothideomycetes; Pleosporales; Pleosporaceae.
AUGAUUAUAAUACUAUUUCUAUUCCAAUCCUAUAUUACAUGUAAGCCAAAGCCGUGCUCGAUUCCCCAGUCUUUCAGUUUCAUUGAACCAUGUUACAAGAUUGCCGAUCCAUUUAUGCGUGAGAUGAUCGCGGCCGCCCCACACGAAUAA